CGCCCACCUCCUCGGAGGAGGACAAAAAGAAGAAGGAUGGUGUCCGGUUAACGUCAUUGUUGUCAGACGACCCCUUCACGUCUGCGAGGGAAGUCACCGCAGCUUGAGAGGGUGACACGUUAUAAACGUGUUUUGUUUGUUGUUUUUGAAAAAAAUAACAUUGAAUUUAUUUUCUUCUUGAAUAUAUCGCGGAGUGUCUCGCUGUGUCAUGUAAGGAGACGGCGCACCUGCUACGGAGCGUCCACAACCAAACACCUCAUCGAACCCGAAGCUGGUUUAGCACAACAGGGACACGGAUAAUCCGAUUUUUAUUAAUAUAAUUUUUAAAAAAAGGAAAAAGUGACGUGUGGAAGGUUUUUUUUAAUUCGGGCUUCGACGCUAGCUAGCCUAGCUAGCAGUGUUUAAUUUUAGCUCGUCUCGCGCCUGCAAGUUAGCUAGCAAUUAGACUGCAUUUCAUAACAAUAAUAAUAAUAAUAGUAAUAUAUUGCCAUUAUUAAAACCUAAGAGGUCUAUGUCACCUUAAAAGCAAUCAUGUGGGUCAGUCCCGAAGAGGUGUUACUGGCUGGCGCUUUAUGGAUGACCGAGAGAGCGAAUCCUUAUUUCAUCCUCCAGAAGAGGAAGGGCCAUGGCGGCGGAGGUGGAGGACUAGCGGGUUUGCUGGUGGGAACCUUGGACGUGGUCCUGGAUUCAAGUGCCCGAAUGGCCCCUUUCAGGAUCCUCUACCAAACCCCGGACUCCCUCUCCUACUGGAUCAUCGCUCACGGAACAUCGCGUAAAGAGAUCACGGAGCACUGGGAGUGGCUGGAACACAACAUGCUGCAGACUCUCUCCAUCUUUGAGAAUGAGAACGACAUAACCACAUUUGUCAAAGGAAAAGUCCAGGGCAUCAUCGCAGAGUACAAUAAGAACCACGACGUCAAAGAGGACGACGACACGGACAAGUUCAAAGAGGCCAGCUCCAAGUUUCGCAAAUUGUUUGGCAUGCCGGAGGAGGAGAAACUGGUCAACUAUUACUCCUGCAGCUUCUGGAAGGGCAAGGUCCCACGGCAAGGGUGGCUGUACCUCAGCAUCAACCAUCUGUGCUUCUACUCCUACCUACUGGGCAAAGAAGUCAAACUGGUGGUGCGCUGGGCGGACAUCACGCAGCUAGAGAAGAGCGCCACCCUCCUGCUGCCCGACGGCAUCAAGGUCAGCACGCGCAGCCACGAGCACGUCUUCUCCGUCUUCCUCAACAUCAACGAGACCUUCAAGCUGGCCGAGCAGCUGGCCAACAUCGCCAUGCGUCAGCUCCUGGACAACAAGGGCUUCGAGGAGGACCGCUCACUGCCUAAACUCAAGAAAAAGUCACCCAAGAAGGUGUCGGCCCUCAAGAGGGACUUGGAUGCUAGAGCCAAGAGCGAGCGCUACAGGGCUCUCUUCCGUCUGCCCAAAGAUGAAAAACUGGACGGGCACACCGACUGCACCCUGUGGACCCCCUUUAACAAAAUGCACAUCCUGGGACAGAUGUUUGUCUCCACCAACUACAUCUGCUUCACCAGCAAGGAGGAGAUGCAGUGUAGCCUCAUCAUUCCACUCCGGGAGGUGACCAUCGUGGAGAAGGCGGACAGCUCCAACGUGCUGCCCAGCCCGGUCUCCAUCAGCACCAAGAAUCGCAUGACUUUCCUUUUCGCCAACCUGAAGGAUCGAGACUUCCUGGUGCAGAGGAUCUCCGACUUCCUCCAGCAGACCCCUUCCAAGAGCUGCCAGGAGCGGGAACUCACCGGCAGCCUCAACAGCUCCGAUGACGAGGUUUACUCCCAGCAUGGAUUGUUGCUCUCCAGCAGUCCGCAGCACAGUCUAGGUUCAGAGUGCGAGCGGACUUUCAACUUGAACGACAGCAGCGUGCCCACCGCUACCCAGGCCCUCAUGACCAUGUACCGCCGCCGCUCGCCAGAGGACUUCAAUCCUAAACUGGCUAAAGAGUUCCUGAAGGAGCAGGCCUGGAAGAACCAUUUUGCGGAGUACGGCCAGGGGGUGUGCAUGUACCGUACAGAGAAGACCAAAGAACUGGUCCUGAAAGGCAUCCCUGAAGGCAUGAGAGGGGAGCUCUGGCUGCUCUUCUCAGGAGCCGUCAACGAGAUGGCCACCCAUCCCGGCUAUUACGAAGACCUGGUGGAGAGGUCGAUGGGGAAAUACAACCUGGCGACAGAAGAAAUCGAGCGAGACCUUCACCGCUCUCUGCCAGAGCACCCUGCUUUCCAAAAUGAGAUCGGUAUCGCUGCCCUCCGCCGGGUGCUCACGGCCUACGCCUUCAGAAACCCCAACAUCGGAUAUUGUCAGGCCAUGAAUAUCGUGACAUCGGUGUUGCUGCUCUAUGCUAAAGAGGAGGAGGCCUUCUGGUUGUUGGUGGCGCUCUGUGAGAGGAUGCUUCCAGACUACUACAACACCAGGGUCGUAGGAGCUCUGGUUGAUCAAGGUGUGUUCGAGGAACUGGCCAGAGAGUACGUCCCCCAGCUGUACGACUGCAUGCAGGACCUUGGCGUCAUCUCCACCAUCUCGCUGUCCUGGUUCCUCACCCUCUUCCUGUCAGUCAUGCCAUUUGAGAGCGCCGUGGUGGUAGUGGACUGCUUCUUCUACGACGGCAUCAAGGUGAUCUUUCAGCUGGCGCUUUCCGUGCUGCAUGCCAACAUCCACCAGCUGCUCGGGUGCAAGGACGAUGGCGAGGCUAUGACGGUGCUGGGCAGGUACCUUGACAACGUGACCAAUAAGGACAGCACCUUGCCACCCAUCCUACAUCUACAUUCCUUGCUGACGGACAACGGAGAACCGCAUCCAGAGGUGGACAUCUUCAAACUGGUCCGCAGUUCUUAUGAGAAAUUUGGCUCCAUCCGCGCCGACGUCAUCGAGCAGAUGCGUUUCAAACAGAGGCUGAGGGUCAUCCAAACCAUUGAAGAUACAACGAAGCGCAACGUGGUCAGAACGAUUGUAACAGAGACUGCCUUCAGCAUGGAUGAGUUGGAGGAACUCUACAUCCUCUUCAAGGCGGAGCACCUGACUAGCUGCUACUGGGGAGGCAGCAGCAACCCGACGGAGCGUCACGACCCCAGCCUGCCCUACCUGGAGCAGUACCGCAUCGACAUGGAGCAGUUCAAGGGCCUGUUCAAUCUCCUGUUUCCCUGGGCCAACGGCAGCCACUCGGACCCCUUGGCUGUACGCUUCUUUCGCCUGCUGGACCAGAACGGGGACGCCUUCAUCAAUUUCCGGGAGUUCAUCAACGGACUCGGUGUUCUAUGUCACGGGGACCUCACGGAGAAGCUGAAGCUCCUCUACAAGAUGCACAUUUUACCUGAGAUGACGAAUGAACAGGAAGAGCCUGACUCCGCCUUCGAGGCCACUCAGUACUUCUUUGAGGACAUCACCCCGGAAACGUCAAUGGGCCAGGACGCCAAAAACCGAAAUGAGAAGGAUGACGGCUUUGUCAGGGUUACCUUUAAGACGGAAAAGGUGAAGAAAUUCAACAAUCCCGACUACCGCCACUACCUCAAACUGUGGAACCAGGAAACCAAGUCUAAAACGGAGCACACUAAAGAUCUUCCCAAGCUGAAUCAGAGCCAGUUCAUCGAGCUGUGCAAGACCCUGUACAGCAUGUUUAGCGAGGACGCGGCCGAGCAGGAGCUGUACCACGCCACCGCCACCGUCACCAGUCUGCUGCUGGAAAUGGGAGAAGUGGGCAAGCUCUUCUGCACUGCUCGCAGGGAUCAGGCUGAGGUAUGCAAAACCGACCCCUUUGUUUCGGAGCGCAAGCCGAGCCCCUGCGAGGAGGGGAGAGUUCCGGAAGGCUGCGAGCCGUCACCGCCCAUGCAGGACAUCAAACUGGAGGACUCGUCCCCCAAAGACAACGCCGCUUCGUCGUCCGCCAUGCUCAUUUCCGACGACGAGGCCAAAGACGACACAUCGGUGUCGUCAUACUCGGUGCUCAGUGCCGGGUCCCAUGACAUGGACGACAAGCUGCAGUGCGAAGACAUCGCGGAUGACACGGUGCUGGUGAGAAGCGACGGGAAGAACAAUGGCGGCGGUGACGGAGGACGAGCGCUGCCUCGCAGCACCAGCGUCGACAAAGACUGGGCUAUCACCUUUGAGCAGUUCUUGGCGUCCGUGCUCACCGAGCAGGCUCUGGUGCGCUACUUUGAGAAGCCCGUGGACGUGACCGCUCGCAUCGCAAACGCUAAGAACGUUCACAAAGUUGGGCGCCCCCUGCUGUCCACCAGUGACUAUGAAAUCUCUCUAUCCGGAUAGGCAACAUCUCACGAGGAUUCUUAUUUAUUAUGUCUCAGUGCGUUUUAGAUGCUAAUUUCACGUGGAAAAUAGUUGAACGAAUGUGAACACCAUCACAUAAUAUAUCAAUAUUUGUUGGCGUGAAGUCACAUGUGGUGUCGUCAACGGUGUAUUUACACUGCAAUGGCUUUAGUACGACAACAUCAACAAUACAACACGUCCCUAUGAAAGAAGGAAUAACUGAAUUUCAUGUGUAAACUAUACGCUGUUUUUCCACUGCACAGUACCGUCUCACCUCCGUUUUCCCUUUAUGCUACUAUAUUAUAUGCUACUAUAUGCUACUACUACUUAAACUCUCAUCGAGAAACUGCAAAAACAAAACACUGCAUUGAAGGCAUCAAGAUACUGAACACCAAGAGAAGCAGGCUCUCUUGUCACUAUAAGGAUUCUCUCUCUCUUAUCCGAGAGGAGACUGAGGAGCAGUGUCCUGUAUUUCUAUAAGGAGACAUAUUUAUUCUAGGAGUAGACUGAGGGGAACCAGGGUCCUCUAUUUACUUCUAAGGAGACUCUGUGCCGUGUUGUUAUCCAACUGGAGAAGAGGGCAGCAAGAAGACGAAUGUCAUCUAAAAAAAAAAAAAAACAGACAGCAGGUAACAAGAGAAUGAGGGUCUGCUGUAUUUACUUCUCAAAACAGACACAUUUUAUUCAAGUGGAGAUUGAGGGCAGGAAGAGAAGGAGGGACUGAUGGGCAACAGUACAGUAGGUCAUGAAGGAAACAUUUUAUCCAAAAUGAGACUGAGGCUUGGAUAAAAAUGUUAUCCAAGAGACCGCAGACAACAAGACAGUGUUUCCUUUAUUCAUUUCAAUGGAGACAUGAUUUAUCCAACAGGAGACUAAGGGCAGUAUAAGCAUUAUUAUCUGCUGUAUUUAGCCCCAAGGAGACACAUUUCAUCCAAGAGAAGACUGAGGGCAGCAAGAAAGCAAGGAUCUACUGUAUUUACCCCUUAGGAGACACAUUUUGUCCAAGAGGAGACUGAGGGCAGCAUAAAAAUGAUGAGCUGCUGUAUUUACCCCCAGGGGAAACACAUUUCAUCUAAGAGGAGACUGAGGGCAGUAAGAAAGCAAGGAUCUAAUGUAUUUACCUCUUAGGAGACACAUUUUAUCCAAGAGAAGACUGAGGGCAGCAAUAAAGCAGGGAUCUACUAUAUUUACCCCUUAGGAAACACAUUUCAUCCAAGAGGAGACUGAGGGCAGCAGGAAAGUAACGGUCUAAUGUAUUUACCUCUUAGGAGACAGGUUUUAUCCAAGAGGAGACUGAGGGCAGCAAGAAAGCAAAUUGUAUUUACACCUUAGGAGACACAUUUCAUCCAACAGGAGACUAAGGGCAGCAUAAGAGUUAUGAUCUGCUGUAUUUACCUCUUAGGGGGCACAUUUUGUCCAAGAGGAGACUGGGGGCAGCAAGAAAGUUAAGGAUCUACUGUAUUUAGCUCUUAAAGGACACAUUUUAUCCAAGAGGAGACUGAGGGCAGCAAGAAAGCAAAUUGUAUUUACACCUGAGGAGACACAUUUCAUCUAACAGGAGACUAAGGGCAGCAUAAGAGUUAUGAUCUGCUGUAUUUACCUCUUAGGGGGCACAUUUUGUCCAAGAGGAGACUGGGGGCAGCAAGAAAGUUAAGGAUCUACUGUAUUUAGCUCUUAAAGGACACAUUUUAUCCAAGAGGAGACUGAGGGCAGCAAUCUAGCAGUGCAGCGCUGCAGCAAAGUGGACUGUCUACUAAAAACAGUACCUCAUUCUACCUUUUUUUGCAGGUGAAAGCGUGUAUAUCUGUGGCAAGUGCGUAGGGCUUCACUCGGACACAUUCUAUUGGUCGAUUCCUGACGGUGGCUUCCUGUGUAACGACUUUCCGUAAUAAUAAUAAUAAUAAUAAUAAUAAUGUAGUUAUAUGUAUAAUCAGAUGAUAUCAUGUUGAUCAUGUUUUGUAAAGAAGAUCUGAAUGUUAACUAUAUACGACGACAAUGACACUACUUUCACUUUGUCAGUACACACUUUGUGUACUUUAUAUUUUAUUUUCUUGCCUCAUCCUUUUUGUACUUUUUGUGUUUUUAAGCUGCAACAGUUGAUGCACUGAGUAUCAUUCAUCACAUUAAAACACAGCCACACAGAA
Doryrhamphus excisus (bluestripe pipefish) is the source of this 6419-nucleotide messenger RNA. RefSeq names its product TBC1 domain family, member 9 (with GRAM domain) (gene tbc1d9). The record is from RefSeq and is a predicted model, not a curated record. Gene Ontology annotation, molecular function: calcium ion binding. NCBI's taxonomy places the organism in Eukaryota, Metazoa, Chordata, Actinopteri, Syngnathiformes, Syngnathidae.